Acanthamoeba castellanii str. Neff is the source of this 1221-nucleotide messenger RNA. RefSeq lists its product as uncharacterized. Lineage: Eukaryota; Discosea; Longamoebia; Acanthamoebidae. The transcript has 7 exons. The record is from RefSeq and is a predicted model, not a curated record. Bases 1 to 1221 code for a protein of 406 amino acids.
AUGAAGGAGCACGAAGAGGAGGAUGUGAUCGACCUGUGGCUUCCUCUCCAGCCGAGGGCCGGCAAGAAGGACAAAGUGCAGGGCAAGAUCCACAUUCGAUUCUUGUACUCCUGCUCGGCGGUAUCCAUCCUCACCUGCGCAUUCCACGAUCCUUAUCCUUAUCGUUGCGUGUGGGUGUCACAGGAAACCAAGCCGACAGAAGACAGGGGGCAGCAGAUCUUCUUCUACGAUGACUACAUCGACAGCUUCAAGACGGGCGACCUGAUAGCCUAUAGCGGCAUCGGCGCGCUGCACUCAAUGACAAAGCUGGCGACCAACUCGCCAUACUCACACGUGGGCAUGAUCUUCCGACUGCCCAACAAGUGGACGCGCCGGGACGACUUGUUUGUCCUCGAAGUGGCCAGGAAUAAUGAAGGUGCCCUCCAGAUCUUCAUAGACCCUAGAUACUUUAUGUUCGCUUACGUGACGCACACGUUCCAGCGCCUGUACCCCGUCGAUGUCGUCAAGUACGAGUGCUUCGGCCAGCCCAUCCUGCUCCGCGACGUUGACUUCAGCGUCCAGACGCAAAAGUCGCAGCUCCCUCAGCACUUCUUCAUCGUCCAGGACCCUGUGGCGCAGAUGGGCGUGCAGGCAGCACCCUCGCCCGGGAGUGGCUCGAGCCUGCCCCAGGGCUAUGCUGCGCAGCCGCAGCCGCAGCCGCAGCUGACACCACCACAGACCCCGCCGCACCAGCUGGCGCAGCAGGGCCAGCCGAUGAUGUAUGCCGUCGAUCCCGCGCAGCAGCAGCAGCAGGCCAUGAUGGCCCAGCAGGCCGCCGCUACCUUGCGCCCGCCCGUGGGCGGCUUCUACCCGCCGCAGCAGGGCUACCCGCCCCAGGCCACCCCUCCGCAUACUCCCCCUGGUCCCCAGUCUCAGCAGCAGCAGCAGCAGCAACAGCAGCAAAUGUUCAUGCCGGCCAUGUACGCCUAUCCGGCGACCCAGAUGCCGGCCGCCUACCUCCCGCAGUACUAUCCGGGCUCGCCGCACCAGGUGCCCUACGGCGGCGCCAUGUCGUCGUCCGCGCUCCCCUCGGUCUACGACGUGCAGCAGCACAGCGGAAGCCCGCACUACCCGUCGCCUCUCUCGGACAGCGGCGGCGGCCACACCAACCCGCCGCCGUUCAACCCCGAGUACGCCGCCGCGCACGAGUUCAAGCGCCUCUCCCUGUCCGGUCAGCAGUAG